CCGGAGGAGAGGAGACUGGACCGAAUUUCUAGCUACAAAAUUUUAAUAGGGAUCGUCUUCAUCAUUAUUUUCGUCACUAUACCUCAAUACUGGCUGCUGUAUAUCGAUCGACAUGAUUUCGACUUGAUUAUUGAUAUUUUAUCACUGGACAGCAUUAAUGGAACAAUCGCGUUUAUAAAAAUGAUCUUCUUCUGGUCAAGCGGAGAACCAAUAAAUAACCUGCUAUACGCAAUGAAAGUAGAUUGGAAGGAAGUGUCAACGGAAAUGGAAGAAAAAAAAAUGAUGAAAAUCGCAAGAUUUAGCAGAAAUUUAGCAUCAAGAGCAACCGAACUCUGUUAUGCCCUUAUCGCGGUUUACAUUUUAAAAAGAUGCUUGUCGAUGCGUAACGAAGGUCGACUACCAUUUUUCCCUUCGUAUUAUCCAUUCAGUGCAAUGUCCAGUCCAAUAUACGAAUUGGCGUUUGUCGGUCAAGCGAUUGGUACUAUUUAUUUUACUACAGUCUACACAGCAGUUGAUACUUUCUUAGCCAUGUUGAUCCUUCACGUGUGUGGACAACUUUCAAGGCUACAAGAUAAUCUGAUUAAUUUGAAUUCUAAUACGAGACAAGAGUUUCAGAAUAAGUUACGUUACAUCAUCAGAAGACACGAUUAUUUAAAAAGAUUCGUUGAUACGAUUGAGGAUCAAUUCAACAUAAUGCUUCUUUUUCAAAUGCUUGGUUGUACAUUGCAAUUAUGCAUCGAAUGUUUUCAAGGACUUAAGUUAAUGGCUGGGGAAGGUGAAAAGAUGCCAUUGAUAGAAAUGUUUUUUUUCGCGUUCUACGUGUUCUAUGUUCUACUUCAACUAUACCUAUACUGUUUUGUUGGUGAGAAACUUUGGACCGAGAGUAACGAGGUUGCUCGUGCAGCUUACGAAUGUAAUUGGUAUGAUUUAUUACCCCACGAAGCUAAUUCACUGAUAUUAAUUAUCCGUCGUUCACGAUCACCUUUUCGUCUAACUGCAGGCAAAUUUUUUACUUUAAAUCAUGAACUUUACAGUAGCGUUUUGAAAACAUCAAUGGGAUAUUUGUCUGUUUUACGUACCACAAUGAUGAAAGAUGAUUAA
Messenger RNA from Polistes canadensis, 1101 nucleotides. RefSeq names its product odorant receptor 13a-like. The transcript has 6 exons. The record is from RefSeq and is a predicted model, not a curated record. Gene Ontology annotation, cellular component: plasma membrane. The coding region runs from base 181 to 1101 and encodes 306 amino acids. NCBI's taxonomy places the organism in Eukaryota, Metazoa, Arthropoda, Insecta, Hymenoptera, Vespidae. Gene Ontology annotation, molecular function: olfactory receptor activity; odorant binding. Gene Ontology annotation, biological process: sensory perception of smell; detection of chemical stimulus involved in sensory perception of smell.